Acaulospora colombiana is the source of this 334-nucleotide messenger RNA. The record is from the annotation of a GenBank genome assembly. Lineage: Eukaryota; Fungi; Glomeromycota; Glomeromycetes; Diversisporales; Acaulosporaceae.
AUGUCCUGCAGCUCCUUCCACAAUACCACGACUAUUGCUAAACCAGAUUUAGAUUAUAGCGAAACUGCCAAUGUUGUGCGGGCAAAAGUCAGCUCGUCCAGUGUGACGCGAAGUAGCAGUGUAGUAAAUGGAGGACAUUCGAGGAACAAUUCGCUCACAAAACCAGCCCUCCGUACAGGCGGCCUACAGAUAGAUGAUUUCAGAGGAAGCCCGCAGAGUGCGACGCGUGCUUCUGCUCCUCCUUCAACCGUUGGAAGAUCCUCGACCCUUGGCCUAUCACCAAGCUCUCAUCUAUUUCCACCCGAUGCUACCCCUUCACCGACAAGUUCUGUGG